Molecule: messenger RNA, 1655 nt
Organism: Liolophura sinensis
Lineage: Eukaryota; Metazoa; Mollusca; Polyplacophora; Chitonida; Chitonidae
Product: tubulin beta-4B chain-like
Exons: 4
Coding region: 68-1405 (445 amino acids)
Biological process (GO): microtubule-based process
Cellular component (GO): microtubule
Molecular function (GO): structural constituent of cytoskeleton; GTP binding; GTPase activity
Source: RefSeq, a predicted model, not a curated record
CGCACGGAGCGUACAUAUCGUUGAAAAAAAAAACUGUCUUCCUCCUUAUUUUCGGUUGAACUUCAAGAUGAGAGAAAUCGUCCACGUCCAGGCCGGCCAGUGUGGCAACCAGAUCGGUGCUAAGUUUUGGGAGGUGAUCUCCGAUGAGCACGGCAUUGACCCAACCGGAACCUACCAUGGUGACACGGACAUUCAGCUGGAGAGGAUUAAUGUUUAUUACACAGAAGCAACAGGAGGAAAGUAUGUUCCCCGAGCAGUUCUCGUCGAUCUGGAGCCCGGCACCAUGGAUUCUGUCCGCUCUGGGCCGUUUGGUCAGAUCUUCCGGCCGGACAAUUUCGUCUUCGGUCAGAGCGGUGCCGGAAACAACUGGGCCAAGGGUCACUACACGGAGGGUGCUGAGCUGGUGGACAGCGUUCUGGACGUUGUGAGGAAGGAGGCUGAGAGCUGUGACUGUCUGCAGGGCUUCCAGCUGACGCAUUCCCUUGGGGGCGGGACGGGAUCUGGCAUGGGCACCUUACUGAUCAGCAAGAUCCGUGAAGAGUAUCCAGAUAGGAUUAUGAAUACUUUCUCCGUUGUUCCCUCGCCAAAGGUAUCGGAUACCGUUGUAGAACCUUACAACGCCACCCUGUCUGUUCAUCAGCUGGUAGAAAACACAGACGAGACUUAUUGUAUUGAUAACGAAGCCCUGUACGAUAUCUGCUUCCGCACUCUUAAACUUACCACUCCAACGUACGGAGAUCUGAACCAUCUGGUCUCGGCAACAAUGUCAGGUGUGACAACAUGCCUCCGAUUUCCGGGUCAACUUAACGCUGACCUCCGUAAACUGGCUGUCAACAUGGUACCCUUCCCUCGUCUCCAUUUCUUCAUGCCAGGGUUUGCCCCUCUCACCUCCAGAGGUAGCCAGCAGUACAGAGCUCUGACUGUGCCAGAACUCACCCAACAGAUGUUUGAUGCCAAAAACAUGAUGGCCGCCUGUGAUCCCCGUCAUGGCCGCUACCUGACCGUGGCCGCCAUGUUCCGUGGUCGUAUGUCCAUGAAAGAAGUGGACGAACAAAUGUUAAAUGUACAAAACAAAAACAACAGCUAUUUUGUCGAAUGGAUCCCCAAUAACGUCAAGACCGCCGUUUGCGACAUUCCCCCUCGCGGUCUCAAGAUGGCUGCCACUUUCGUUGGCAAUAGCACAGCCAUCCAAGAGCUGUUCAAGCGAAUCUCCGAACAGUUCACCGCCAUGUUCCGGCGAAAGGCUUUCCUACAUUGGUACACCGGCGAGGGCAUGGACGAGAUGGAGUUUACUGAGGCCGAGUCCAACAUGAACGACUUGGUGUCUGAGUACCAGCAGUACCAAGACGCCACGGCAGAGGAGGAAGGGGAGUUUGAAGACGACGUAGAGGAGGACGAGCAAUAGUUGAAUAUCACAUGAACAAUACCUACACCUUUUUCUGUCCCUUAGUCAUCUACAAUACACUGACCGAAGACGACGUAGAGGAGGACGAGCAAUAGUUGAAUAUCACAUGAACAAUACCUACACCUUUUUCUGUCCCUUAGUCAUCUACAAUACACUGACCGUUUUGUAUCAUACCUCGUCGUGACUACUGCUACACCAACAAAGCAAUUUUUUUCUAACUUUCACAUGAAUACAAAUGAUACAAACCCUG